Molecule: messenger RNA, 2348 nt
Organism: Antechinus flavipes (yellow-footed antechinus)
Lineage: Eukaryota; Metazoa; Chordata; Mammalia; Dasyuromorphia; Dasyuridae
Gene: NAALADL1
Product: N-acetylated alpha-linked acidic dipeptidase like 1
Exons: 18
Coding region: 16-2238 (740 amino acids)
Molecular function (GO): carboxypeptidase activity
Source: RefSeq, a predicted model, not a curated record
GCAUUUCCUUACGCCAUGCAGUGGUGGAAGGUGACCCUGGUGGGGGUGGGGCUCGCUGCCCUGUUUGGGCUGGGGAUCAUCCUGGGGCACUUUGCCAUCCCCAAGAAGGACGGCCCCACCUCCGGCCCCCCGCAGGACCUGGAUCAGGAACUGCUGGAGACCGUCAUGAGUCAGCUGGACGCCAAGAGGAUCCAGGAGAACCUCCGGGAGCUGUCCUCGAAGCCCCACAUGGCCACCAGCCCGAGGGACGAGGCUCUGGUCCGGCUCCUCCUGCAGCGAUGGCAGAGCCCCGAGUCGGGGCUGGACGCCGCCGAGGAGGGGGUGUAUGAGGUGCUGUUGUCCUUCCCCAGCCGGGAGCAGCCCAACGCGGUGCACGUAGUGAGUCCCGGAGGAGCCAUUCUCUUCUCCGCCCGGCGGAGCGAGGAGAACCUCACUGGGGAGCAGGGAGACCCAGAGGUGGUGCAGCCCUAUGCCGCCUAUGCCCCGGCAGGGACCCCUCAGGGGCUUCUGGUCUACGCCAACAGGGGCUCCGAGAGUGACUAUGAGGAGCUGAAGGCUCAGGGCGUCAACCUCACUGGCACCAUAGCCCUGACCCGCUACGGGGGGGUGGGCCGGGGAGCCAAGGCGGUGAAUGGAGCCAAGCAUGGGGUGGCCGGGGUCCUGGUCUACACGGACCCCGGGGACAUCAACGACAACCUGACGUUGCCCAACGAGACCUUCCCCCACUCCUGGGCGCUGCCUCCGUCGGGGGUGGAGCGCGGUUCUUAUUACGAGCAUUUUGGGGACCCCUCCACACCCUACUUCCCUGCUACCCGCUCUGCCUUCCGCCUGGAGACUGCCGACAUCCAGGGCUUCCCCCCAAUUCCCACCCAGCCCAUCGGCUUCGAGGACGCCCAGCAGCUCCUCUGUAACCUCGGCGGGUCUGCGGCUCCCGCCGCCUGGCAGGGCGCCCUGGGAUGCCAGUACAGGCUGGGGCCGGGUUUCCUGGACGGCGGCCGUUUCCCCCCGGACAGUCAGGUGAACGUCACUGUCCACAACCGGGUAGAACUGAGGAAUUCCUCCAACGUCCUGGGCGUCAUCCGCGGGGCCGUGGAGCCUGACCGCUACGUCCUGUACGGGAACCACCGGGACAGCUGGGUGCACGGGGCUGUUGACCCCAGCAGCGGCACGGCCGUGCUCUUGGAGAUCUCCAGGGUGCUGGGGACCUUGGUGAAGAAGGGAAAGUGGCGCCCCCGCCGGUCGGUUGUGUUCGCAAGCUGGGGGACCGAGGAGUUCGGCCUCAUUGGCUCCACUGAGUUCACAGAAGAGUUCUUCACCAAGUUGCAGGAGCGCGCCGUGGCUUACAUCAACGUGGACAUUGCCGUGUUUGCCAAUGCGACUCUGCGGGCACAGGGGACGCCUCCUGCCCAGAGCGUCAUCUUCUCUGCAGCAAAACAGGUCCCAGCCCCGGGGAGCAGCGCCCUGACCGUGUACGACCGCUGGCUCCAACACAGCAACCGAAGCAGCCCCGCUCACGGCGUCGUUCCCAGCCUGGGCUCUCUGGGCUCCGGGAGCGACUACGCCGCCUUCGUCCACUUCCUGGGAAUCACCUCGAUGGACAUCGCCUACACCUACGACCGGAGCAAAACUUCGGCCCGGAUCUACCCCACCUACCACACGGCCUUCGACACUUUCCAGUACGUGGAGAAGUUCCUGGACCCUGGCUUCGUCAGCCACCAGGCCGUGGCCCGUACGGCUGCCAAUGCCCUGCUCCGUCUCAGCGACAGCCUCCUGCUGCCCCUCAACACCAGCGACUACAGCGAGACCCUCCGCAGCUUCCUCCAGGCUGCCCAGGACGCCCUGGGGCCCUCCCUGGCACAGCACGGCAUCAGUCUGGGGCCUCUGGUUUCUGCGGUCGAGAGUUUUGAACAGGCAGCAGCUGCCCUGCAUCGUCACAUCGAGACCCUCAAGAACAACCCGUCAGACCCCCUGAAGGUCCGGAUGGUGAACGACCAGCUCAUGCUCUUGGAACGAGCUUUCCUGAACCCUCGAGCCUUCCCUGAACAAUACUAUUACAGCCACGUGCUCUGGGCCCCCCGAACAUCCUCAGUGCCCACAUUCCCGGGCCUGGCCAAUGCCUAUGAGGAGGCCUCCAAGACCUCAAAUGACCCCAAGGCUUGGGCCAAGGUGAGGAAGCAGCUCAGCAUCGCCGUGAUGGCUGUGGAGGGGGCGGCCGCCACUCUGGAGCCCGUGGCCUGACUUCGGACCCAGCUCCCCCCCCAGAUUCCCCCCCCCCAUGUCUGUGGCAGCUCCUGUGUCUGUGAUCUUUCUCCUGGUACCCCGAGUGUACAAGAAAGUCUGGAAACCAA